Molecule: messenger RNA, 1062 nt
Organism: Hymenoscyphus albidus
Lineage: Eukaryota; Fungi; Ascomycota; Leotiomycetes; Helotiales; Helotiaceae
Source: the annotation of a GenBank genome assembly
AUGAGACCAACAAGCACCAUGAUGGUAUAUCGCCAUACUGUGAAACCCCCAAGCGUCCAUCCGCGUGAGUUGAUGUGGCUUUGUACCCCAUCAUGACAACUUUUAACCCUCAACUCACUGGAACUCCAAUUCCAAACGCACCAGCCAUUCGAUGUGUCUAUCAAUUUCCCUACAAGACAGCAGAUCGAAAACAUUCAUGUGCGCCCAAAUGGCCACCUGCUCUUGAGCACUCUCAACUCUGGCAAUUUUCUCACCCUCGAUCCCUACGCGGUAUUACCAAGCCCAGAGGUCGUAAUUAGUCUACCCAACGUGACUGCUUUAACGGGAAUAUCAACCAUUAACGAAGAAGCAAACAUCUUCGCCGUCUGUGGUGGCGAACAUGUCUCCUUCGGCUUCGUCGAUGGAAUUAUGGCAUUGUUUAUUGUGCAAAUUGUUGUAGAUGCUGAAAACCGCGAACAUGGUGUUGUCCUCGAUCGAAUUCCAGUUAAUGCAUCACUUAAUGGAAUGGCCUCGCUUCCCACAAAGCCCCAUGUUAUAUUAGUUGGAGAUUCGACUGGAGGAAACGCGGGCGUGAUUGGUGUCAACACUCGUACGCACGAAGUCGGCAUUGCAAUCAACGACCCCGCUCUAGGUACUGACAAAAAUGGCCCUCCCAUCGGGAUCAACGGGUUGAAAAUCUAAGGCGAUUACCAAAACUACACCAACUCGAGCAAGGGCACGUUUGGGAGAUUUCCAAUCGAUGGAGACGGGAGUAAAGUAGGGGAUGCUGAGAUUCUGGCGACGAUUCCGGACUUUCCUCCGAGUUUUAGGAAUACUUAUGAUGACUUUGCGUUGGAUGAGCGUGGGAAUGCAUAUGUAUCGUUGCAUUCGUUUGCCUGUGUCAAGAUCACGCCUGGAGGAGAGCAGAUGUUGUGGAUUGGGGGUAUGGGAGAUUUUGCGGAUGUACUGAAGCUGACCUCUGCUGCUGUUUCUAGAGAUGGGAGGUUGGUUUAUGUGGCUACGGGUGGAACUACCGUUGGUAGUACGGUGUUGGGAGGACAGGUCUUGGAGAUUGGGAUUUAG